AAACCAGCAGCUGCAGGUCCAAGCCCCAGCUUAGCACUGAGAAAAAGGUGGGACAGGAUGCUUUUGUGGAGCCCCUUAGCCAACUUCUUUUGGGACUUACAGUGCAAAAUAUAUUUUCUGCUUGUAGGUAUUUGUUCUGCCUUAAAGCUGACAGUACCAUCUCAUACCAUCCAUGGUAUUGAGGGCCAACCGCUAUGUCUUUCUGUUGACUACAAUUUCAACACUACAGCUUCUGAAAUCCAAAUUAUUUGGCUUUUUGAGAGGCCUCAAAGUAAUCCAAAAUACUUGCUUGGCUCUGUAAAUCAAACAGUUGUUCCAGACUUGGAAUAUCAGCACAAAUUUACCCUCAUACCACCAAAUGCAUCUUUGAUGAUCAAUCCAUUGCAUAUCAGUGAUGAAGGCAAUUAUAUCAUAAAAGUAAAUAUCCGUGGAAAUGGGACAAUAGCUGCCAGUCAAAAGAUUCAAGUGGCCGUCGAUGUUCCUGUCACAAAGCCAAUUGUACGUACUGAACCAUCUUCAGGGGUAGUGGAGUAUGUAGGGAAUAUUACAUUAAAAUGUACUGUGGGUAAAGGCACAAGGGUAGUUUACCAGUGGAUGAAAAAUGGUAAGCCUCUCCUUGCCAGCCCCAAUUACACCUUUUCAUCAAACAAUGCAACACUGCUGAUUGUUCCUGUUGUAAAAGAAGACACUGGGAAUUACAGCUGUCUGGUAUCUAACCCUGUCAGUGCAAUGGAAAGUGAAAUAAUUGCACCAAUCAUAUAUUAUGGACCUUACGGACUUAGAGUUAAAUCAGACAAAGGUGUGAAUAUUGGGGCAGUAUUUACAAUUGACAUGGGAGAAGUUAUACUGUUCGACUGCUCAGCAGAUUCAAAUCCUCCUAAUACUUAUCUGUGGAUCCAAAGGGGUGACAAUACCACUCGUGUAAUUAAAUAUGGACCCCAUCUGGAAGUUGUAUCUGACGAAGUGGCCCAGAAGACAAUGGAUUACAUGUGUUGUGCUUUCAACAAUGUGACCGGAAAACGAGAUGAAACUCACUUCACAGUCGUUGUUACUUCUGUAGGAUUGGAAAAGCUGGCCCAGAAAGGAAAAUCUUUGUCUUCUCUUGCAGUGAUAACUGGAAUUUCAUUAUUUUUGAUCCUAGCUAUGGGCUUUUUAUUCAUAUGGAAAAGAUAUCAGCCAUACAAGGUGAUACAACAGAAGCUGCAGAGCAGGCCAGAGGCUGAUUACAGGAAGGCACAGACAUUUUCAGGGCAUGAAAGUGCUUUGGAUGAUUUUGGGAUAUAUGAAUUUGUUGCUAUUCCUGAUCCUGCCAGUAGUUCUAGGGUUUCAAGUCAAUCUGUUCCUGGCUCUGACUUUGUUCCAGGCCAGGAUAUGCUUAGUACAAUUUAUGAAGUUAUUCAGCAUGUUCCUGAGCAGCCCCAACAAGAUCAUCAACAGUAAGUUAAAGCCUGUGUGCAGUCAUGCACACUCAUGAAGCUCAAAGACAAAUACUUUUGCAUGCAGAACAAUUUACAUUUUGGUAGCUGGUGUUUGAUUCCAGUGAAAGAGAUAAGUAAGGAAAACAAGUAUAAGCUACAUCAGUUCCUCACUGUUUCUCAAGACUCCAGUCCAUCGUUUCAUCAUACCGGUUUUGUCUACAUGUGAAAACAAAAACUAAGAUCUUCAAACGCAUUUUCAAAUGAGAAUUGCCAAAUGUUUGGGGAGGGUGACUACAGUUUCAUGGCACUGAGACAUCAGCACUUCCUACUGAGCAAGUCAAAUCUUCAAUCAAAGCAGUUUAAUUGUCAGCAUAGCUUCGACCUGCCAGCCCUAUGCCAAGAAGAGAUGGAGGAGUGGUGAGGGUGCAAUGUUGAAACUGGUCAGCUGGUCAAUAACCGGUUAAAAUAGUCACUGAAAGGUUAACAGACAAUGCUUAGUUACCUGAGUAAGCAAUGUCUUAAUCUAUAUCUUGACUAAUGGUUUAGAACAAAAGUAUUCUUGUUCUGCAAUGCUGUGGCUGGAAACUCCACAGAAACACUUUUGCUGAGUUAAAUACUGGAAAGACCACAGCAUGUUGUGCUUAUGCAGUUAGUGUCUGGUAGUCCUGGUUUUGUUCAGAUCACCUACUUCAUAGCACUCCUUGGCAUAAUAAGAAUGAAUACACUGUAAAGUUUCUGUAAUUGAGGUAUAGCUGCCAUAAGUCUGUUGUGAAUAUCUACAGUCUUUCACACAAAUUAAAAACAGCACACAGGAUUUUACUUGGUAACAAUUCUAUUAUAUCACACUUUCCAUGUUUUUAUGAUGUGUUCUGCUUCAUUUAUGGUUGAAAUGGAAAAUACACACUCUUACCAAUAUACUAAUCAGUUGGCUGAGUAAUCACAAUGUUUAUGUGUUUGCAUUAGCAUUCAUUACUUACACUAUUAAAAAUUUUGUGCUGGUGACAUCUUUAACUCUGUGUCCAAGUUAUGUAUGCAAACACACAGCCUUGCUUGUAAAAGCAAGCUGAUGAGUGAGAAAACAAUAACAAAUUACUAAUAACAUUUUUGUUCUGCUUGGAGUUACUCACUUUCAACCUUAAUAUGAUUUCUUAAAGCAGAUGUAAAAAGUGGCAUCAUAAAGCACGUCUUUUCUUAUUCUUCCUCCCACAUGUAUUCCUUCUCAAAUGUCUCAUUGAUACAUGACCCCUCUAAAAACUAAAUAAAUUCUAAGUAAAGAUAACUUGAACUUUGUGACACUACAGAUUUCAAAUCAAACUUUGCAAAUCAUAUUCUGUAGUUGUAAAGGACUUAUUUGCAUAAACCCAUUUUGCUGUUCUUCUCAUAUAUCAAGAUUUUUAAAAAGAAAUGUAGGAACACACUUUUUACUAAUGAGACAAAGUCUGCUAAACUUGAUAAUAAGUGGAGUACUCAGACCUCUUUCAUGAAUUUUCCAAUUCCUGACCUGCCAUGAGCACUCUGAGUGGUAAAUAAAUAAGGACAACGAAGUCCAUACUGAUACUUGCAGCAGGAUGCUUCAGCAUUCAGUAUAAUGAAGAAACAAACCACCACAGAACAGGGAACAGAGCUGGGAAAGUAAUUCCAGACUCCUAUAUGAUUGCUUACAGAUGGAUCCCAAGGACCUGACAUGCAGCCAUCUGUACAGUAAUCAGCAAUAUUCAUGGGAAAAAUGAUGCAGAACUUGCCUGCACUCUGCUUAUGGCAGGAAUUUGCCUUUGUGCAAAAGAAAGGAACAGAUGCUGAGGGGACCAUACGGGUUUUUUGGUAAAGUGAUCAUUUUACUCUAAUUCCCAGGUGUUCUCACUAGAACUGCUGCUAUUUCAUAAUUUUUUUAGAAAUAAUUGUCCAAAGAAAAAUCAGUC
This is a messenger RNA of Cuculus canorus (common cuckoo), 3337 nucleotides long. It is a transcript of the gene HEPACAM2, whose product is annotated as HEPACAM family member 2. Lineage: Eukaryota; Metazoa; Chordata; Aves; Cuculiformes; Cuculidae. The coding region runs from base 58 to 1440 and encodes 460 amino acids. The record is from RefSeq and is a predicted model, not a curated record. The transcript has 9 exons.